This is a messenger RNA of Paramacrobiotus metropolitanus, 1724 nucleotides long. Its product is annotated as evolutionarily conserved signaling intermediate in Toll pathway, mitochondrial-like. The record is from RefSeq and is a predicted model, not a curated record. Lineage: Eukaryota; Metazoa; Tardigrada; Eutardigrada; Parachela; Macrobiotidae. Gene Ontology annotation, cellular component: mitochondrion. The coding region runs from base 299 to 1552 and encodes 417 amino acids. The transcript has 5 exons.
ACCGGAAACGCCUUUAAUCGCUAUCUGAUUCGCUAGCCAGCCAGCUACUAAGUUGUGUGGCAAAGAUCCGGAUUAUAAUCCGCAUCUCAGAAACUUGAGCAGAACUUCAAUUCCUUGAAAAUAAAAUUCAUUUAUUUUUCACAAAUAAGUACGUACCAAUUGUAGUUGAUUGUUAUUUCUUUUCCCUGUUUGGCUACUUUUCCGGAAAACUAUCAUUUGACAGGGUGGCGUUCUCAGAUCCAGUAUCAGUAGCACGAACAGUGCCUGGACUUCUUCGAGUGUUCUUUGCCGUUUGAAAAUGAUCAGAUCGCACUUAUUUGUCAGAUUGGGGUCCAGUAAUUUUCGCGCAAUAACUCCGCGUAACGCUCGAUCCUUGAAACUUCCUACCUUGUGGAAACCUCCGGAGAAGGAGAAAAAAGGGGAAGAAAAGAAAAAACCAAUGAUUCGCACUGACGACCAGCGACGAAAGAAACCAGAUGCUCUUGCUUUGAGGCAAGCAGCGGAAAUUGAACGGAAAACGUUGUAUUUCGAUGAAAUCAGGGAAGAUCUACGCAAUAAAGCGACAUUUCAGCUGGCAAUAGCCAGUUUUCUCCAGCGUGAUAUCCGUCGAGCAAACCACGUGGACUUCAUCUACGCUGCAUUAAAACGGAUGAAGGCAUUCGGAGUGCAUAAAGAUUUGGAAGUGUAUAAAGAUAUUUUGAACGUUUUCCCCAAAGGCAAGUUCAUUGCGCAGAAUAUGUGGCAGGUGGAAUUCAUGCAUUAUCCGCGCCAUCAAGAUUGCGCCAUCGAUGUCCUGUGUGAAAUGGAGCAUAAUGCUGUGAUCCCCGACAUUGAAUUAUACCAUAUUAUUUUAAAUUCAUUUGGAGAUCGGUCGAUCGUUAUGAGGAAACUGAAAAGAAUGUUUUACUGGCUUCCGAAAUUUAAACAUGCAAAUCCCUACCCUGUACCCAUGCUUCUGCCUAAAGAUCCGCUUGAACAAGCGCGAUUAGCUUUGGAACGAAUGAGUCCAGAUCUUAGGCGAGAAAUUACGACUUUUCAGACUUCGGAAAUUCCGACUGCGAGCGAUAAGACCUGGGUAGCCAGCUGCAUUUGUCCGGACCAGCGCGAGUUGAUCUCUAAUCUUCCACCUGAUCGUCCUUUGUUUGUUGAAGGCGAGUUUCAGGUGUACUUACGGGACAGCGCUUUGAAGUAUUUUAUUCUACGGGAUGAACUUGACCGAUUAUUAGAACCCGGUAGAGAACACGUACCAGCUCCUCAUCAUCAAGUUGACACAAAUACGGAUUGGGAUCUGUUUUUUAAAACGGAAAAGCCUAAAGAAUUUGCAAAAGAGCCAUCGGUGCAUGAACAAGAUAAUGGAAAAAUACUGGGAAUGUGCAUUACGGGAUCGGCAACGAAAGAUUCUUUAGUUUCAUGGAUGGCUUAUCUCUCCAGGACCAAUCCUGAGCUAAAAAAGCGGCCAAUUGUUUUUAGAUUAAGAUCCGCUGCUGAAUACACAGACAUAAUCCCGACUGAGAGUGAGCAGGUUCGAGAAGAAAUUGUGAUGAGCUUAUAAUCUGUGUGCGGAUACUUCUGUAGCAUCGUGGAAGUGAUUCAGCUGGAAUUAUUUUACUGCCUUGUGGGUUGUUUUUUAUGGAUUUUGUUUGGGAUUUUGCUUUUUGUCGGUCAUUGACAUCUGUGUAUUCUUGAUCGCAUGCAAGUUCUCUGACUAAAAGCAUUUCGACGAU